Anolis carolinensis (green anole) is the source of this 5530-nucleotide messenger RNA. Its product is annotated as mucin-2. Gene Ontology annotation, biological process: visual perception. Lineage: Eukaryota; Metazoa; Chordata; Lepidosauria; Squamata; Anolidae. The record is from RefSeq and is a predicted model, not a curated record. The transcript has 13 exons. Bases 248 to 4573 code for a protein of 1441 amino acids.
UCUCCCUUUUCAAACCUGGUUUUUGUGGGAGGAGGAGAUGCAAAUCUAAAUGACAAAGGGAUUAAAUGCCCUGGCUUGCUAAACAAACAAUAUUGGCCUUGCAAGAAGCCCUGCUCUCUCUCCCCCCCACCUUCAAGUCUCCGCCUCCCAAGGAAAAGAAGUCCAAGGAGCUACGAAGGUUCCACGCUGAACUAGCCUUGGCUUUUUCCUUUGGUUUUGGUCUCCUAUUUGCAGUUGACCAACAGUGAUGGACUCUUCUGUUGUAAGCCACCAAGCAAGACUACUAGCCGACAAACUGGUCUUUCACAGAGGCUCCAUAAAACCUAGAAGAGGAGCUCUGCAAAUUCCUGUUGGCUUGGUGACCAUUUCCAAAAGAUUGAUGUGGCCAAUAGUCUUGGCUGUCGUUCCUUUAGUUGCCAGCACCACUGCGUUCAACGAAAGCCAUUUGGCUGCAUCUUACCAAACUCUACCCGACAGAAGACCAAGUUCUCCAACACCUUUCUCAUUCCAGAAGUCCACGAAUGUGACCAGUUUGAAUAAUGGAUCUAUCAAAGGCUAUCCUCGUUGGCAGGCUAUGAGUAAUACUAACCACAGUUCUACUGUGGUCACCUAUACUGGCUAUCUUGGUAACCUAUAUAGGAAGAAAGAAGUAUCUUACCUAACUCCUACAAGUCAUGAGACUCUGGGCAGUAGAUCUCAAGUUACAACAUCUGGGACCAUGGAUUCAGAGAUGAAAGGUCUCCAUUCAAGUAGUGGAGCAAUAUUUCACAGUUCUACCAAUAUUUUAUCUGACUCUCUUCCAGUAUGGUCUUCUGAUUCAAGCUCAAGGAAAGCUCUCACAGACCAAACGACUAUGCGUACUGGCCAGGAACUUGAUAUCACUGAACCUGCUAGUAGAGUGCCUUCUACUAGUGUGACCCCACUUCCUUUCUCUGUUAGGUCCUCAAGUAACCAUUCAGUGAAGAUCUCACCUCAUCCUACUCUACCUCCAUUGAAAUACUUCACUGACUCUACAAUCAGUAGGAAGUUUCACGCUCAUCGUCAAGUUGAAAUUCUGAAGACCAGCUUGUUUCCAUUUGCAUCUUCUCCCACAACUCAUAGUAUGUCUUCACCAUCAAUUUCCAUUGUUGGAACCCAUCCUGAUGCAAAACACUUCACACAAACUGAGAUCUUUCUGACUUCAGCCGUUCACUAUGGUGCAAGUAAGCGUUCCUUCCCGUCUAGCCAUGAUCUGCCAUCUACACUUACUUGGAUCAACUCUUCAGGCCAACUUUCCACAACUGAGUCCAUCACACAGUUGACUCAAAGGACCAACACAACAUAUGAUUACCUUUUGAGAAAUGCAAAUGUAUCUGUGAUGUCUCAUAGUCCCAAAGCAGAGUCUUCCAGUGAUGUGGCUAAUAGUAGUAUUUUCCAGUUGACCACAGAGACUGUUCCUCAUUCAUCUGAAACCGGGGUGUCAGAAUUCAGCCCUUCUCUUGUCACUGUCCAAACAGAUGCCGAUACAAUAGUUGUCAGCAUGGCUACAGAAGCUAACCUGUCUCUUGGAAAACAGAUUUCUCAUCCGAAAGAUGAUCUCAGAAGUCAAGCCAUGCUAACCCUACCUCCAGGUCUUGAUAAAACAAAAACACACGAGGCCUCCUCUGUAACAACUGAGGACACACUAAGCACUUCUUGGGCUACUGACAGAACCAAACUAGAAUUGAAGGACAUAAUUUCUCCUAAAGGAGAGGAACGUACUGAGCUUUCUGUUGGUCCUACACAUGAUGCCAGCUCAAAGGGUAAUAGCAUCAGUUUUGACCCAGACUUCAUAUAUAGGCAACCUUCAACUUCUGCUUCACUUGAUGUUGUGCAUUCUGGAACUGGGUAUGAUAUUCCUGUUCAACAAGAUGGUUCAUUGGAAGUUGUGACUACUACUCCUAGUUACUGGGAGUUGGUGGAGAUGGCCACAACUACUAUGGUGUCACCCAUCUUCUCUUCGGAGUUGCCACUUGCAGAGGCCACACCAACUCUAGAGUUGGCUUCUAGGUUCAUUUCUGAACAGGCCAAAGCUGAGCGUGUAGGUCAGCACCACAACUUGCAUCAGAGGUGGAGAGAUGCAACACUAUCUCCGCCAGAUCCCACUGACACAUCUAGGGUUCUGACAUCGGAGGAACCUACUGAGUUGUUGGGCCCAAAAAAGGAUAGCAAGGGUGUUGUGCACAUGCUUUUAGAAGGAGCAGGCACCACACUUGCAUCUCAUCCCUCCCAAGAUACAGUGGAACCCACUUCUCCUGGGAUGACACAUGAUGGUCUUCACACAGGAGGUUCUACAGCUAGUCCUCCAAUAGAGCUCUUCAGCAUAACAUCUCCUCAAUGGAAAGGUGACAUCUCCAUGCCUUUGCAUGCCACAGCUUCCCUUGCAGAGACUACAAAACCAGAGAGAACUUCUGUAGUGACAACCCAUGGGUCUGUAUCAAUGUACAUUACAUCACUUGACUCCUCUAGGACCAGCGUUUCGGAGCUAUCUUUGGAAAUGCACACUGGGGCUGCUGAAAAAGCUCGGGAAGAGCAGGAAGCGCUGGAGGUCACAACGCUGCCUAGGUUCUCAACUUCAGAAGAUCGUCAGCCUGACCCCAAAGCAGUGACAUCUUCUCCAGUAUCAACUAGUAUUAUAUACAGAAUAGCACCACCAAUUUUGCCUACAAAGGACCUUUAUAUUGACUCAGAUUCCUCCGCUGGAACAACUACGUUAAUAUAUAAUAAAUAUGUCGAUGCUUCUGCUGCAAUUACUUUACAAGAUGAUGGUACAACAACUGUGUAUAUUCCCAAAACAGAUUCUUCUGUCUAUCUGCCCAUUUCAGAGACUACUUCUGCCCCAGUUCAUCCCAUAUCUUCUGCCACAAUUGCUCUCCUGACCACCCCCAAAUUUCUUCCAACGUCAACGUUGACUUGCCUGAUGAGAACCAUCCCAUCUUCCUUCACUCCAUCUUCCGCUCAACUUUUCCCGACUUCCCAACCUCACUUGACCAAGAAGUUUUGGGUCUCCACCUUAGACCUAGGAGAUGUUAGGAAGGAGAAGUCCACUGUUGUGGUGGGAACCAAAGCCACCAGCACCAAGGAGAUCAGCACAAGGAUAGUAGUUGGUACUGAAGGGGUGACUGUGAUCCCAGGUGGUCACUCUUCAGAGCAACCAGAGUCCAAAGAUCCAUGGUUGAGUGAGGCAACAACAAAAGAGAGUCUGAUCUCCUUAAAAACUCCUUUGUUACUGGUUCCAGAGAUGCAUGUUCUACCACUGUCAUUUCGCCUCACUGGAAUGGAUUAUUUUGAAUCCUUGGAGAACAAGACCUCUGAAAGCUACAAGAAGUUGGCAAAAGAAGUACAGUUAACAGUAAAUAAGAUGCUAUCUACUUACGAGGGCUUCCUUCAAACAAACAUUCUUGGAUUCAUGAAUGGCUCUUUGGUUGUUAAGUGUGAAGCUGUAUUCCAGAGAAGGGUCCCAGUUCCCACACCUUCUGACGUCAUCCGUACAAUUGUCACAGAAGUAGAGACACGGGCAACGGACACUUUCUUUGAUUGGCGACUAGAUAUACAGUCCCUUCGUUCUAAUGGAUUCAACUUGAACAACCUAGAACCUGAGAAGUUGGCCAUAUCUUUCACUGCUCUAGAUUCUGGAGGAGCCUUGGGUGAUGUGAUGAAUUGGGACCAUCUGGUGACUCUGUUACUUGGAGCUCAUUAUACCGUGCGGAACAUCUCAUUUGUUGAAAGUGGAAACCUCCAGGGUGGCAUAGAUAUAAACGGAGAAGUCUGUAUCGAUACUGACAUUCAUGUUGAUGUUGGCUGGGCUCUAGAAGCACUGACAGAACUUUCGAAUUACUCAGUAGAUCUCACAUCUCUCUCCAUCAAUGGAUCACGGCUCAGCCUUCAAGUAUUCCCAAUUUCUUUCUUGGUGACCAACAGAGUAUACAAUGAGAAAAUGAUGGACCGUUCUUCUAUGGAGCAUCUCAACCUUGUGAGGGAUCUCUCUGGAGUGAUAAUGCAUGUAUUGAGCAAGUACAAAAAUCUCCUGCAAGUGGCAAUCCGAGAGAUCACAGGUGGCUCCUUGGUGUGUCGUGGAGAUGUGAUAUUCCAGCAUCCUGCCCCGACCAGCAAGGAUGUUCUCCAGACUCUUGCCCUUGCAGUUGGUCCAAAGGAUUACUUGGAUUCAUCUACCCUUCAGGUGGAUCCAUUCUCCUUUACCGUAGCAGGUGAUGGUUUGGAGCCACCCUUUCCCAGUUUAGGGAUUCCCGCCUAUGCUGUAGUCAUCCUGGCUGUGUUUGUCGUUGCGCUUAUUGUUCUUCCCAUCUUGGUUUUGCUGCCGAAGAUGCUUGGCCGGAAAGACAAGAUCAUCAUUAAUAGGUUGCGUGACCUUGAAGGGGGCAUUGAGUUGUUUGAACUGGAUAACCCAGCUUUCCGCCCCACUCUGGAAGAGGUUCAUUUGGACUGUCUGGACACACACAUGAUGAUGACGGACACUAGUACUUUCCAAGGACAACGGUUGGUUUGGCCAAGCAAAGCAUUCAGUGACGUCGAAACUAUGCCCCAUUCCAUCUGAGUUUGGUUCUUCACGUCCAGAUCGAGACCACAACCGUGUCUGAACCUUUGAGUUGCGGAAAAUGUGGAAAGGAGUUCUUUGGAGAUAUUUACCCACUCAUGCUGGUCUUGCACCCAACAUCCAUGAUGUCUUGUAACAUUAUACAUAUCUUGAAUUACAUUGGAAGAAGGAAAGAAGUAUCUGACUUUGGUGGUAGACAACUUCCAUAUUAAUGCAUUGGUGAAUAAGAGGAAACAUCUUAUCCGAUUAGGAAGUUAUUUUUUAUUGCAUGGAAAAGCAGAUUCUCGAACCCAGAGUGCAAGAAGACAGUUGGAUUCUGUGUGUUGCUGAAGGCUUUCAUGGCCAGGAUCACAAGGUUGUUGUAUGUUUUCCGGGCUGUAUGGCUAUGUUCCAGAAGUAUUCUCUCCUGAUGUUUCGCCCACAUCUGUGUCAAUACCUCACAACCUGUGAGGAUGCCUGCCAUAGAUGUGGGCGAAACGUCAGGAGAGAAUACUUCUGGAACAUGGCCAUAUAGCCCGGAAAACACACCACAACCCUGCAGUUGGAUUCUGUUCUAUCAAUAGUUUUAGAGGAGGUCAAUAUUGAGGUUUGGACUAUCCUGGAGAGGUCUUCGUCAUCCAGACCUUAUCAUCAUUUCAUACAGUGGUCUAUUUUUAUAUCUAGGUUGGAUCUUUUAAACGUGUCUUUAAAACACUUCUUAAAACUUUCUCUAGAGCAUAGGCAUUGCAAUUUUUUCAGAAUGGGUCUUGCUGGCAUUUAAAAUCAGCGAGGGGGUUUCGACUAUUUCGACCAUUCAGUUGUAGAGAGAGAACUUUUUAAGAGCUUGGAAGAAACCUUGGAUGUAAAUAUGUAGUAUUUGGGUGGGAGGCGUUGUUCUGUUUCUCGCUUGUUGCCAUGUUUUCGAAACACCGUGUUGUAUUAAAACGCAGUUCCGAAUAAAUUGUUCUGAAGAUUUUU